ACCGAAGGGUCUUGGUAAAUGGCACAUGCUUGGGUUGCAGGUUCAAUCUCUGUUCCCAGGUUUAGACCCAGUGUGCCUGCUGGGCUGUGCCCAGGUUCAGAGCCAUGCCAAUCGGUGGGUGAAGUGCUUGAGGCCCUGAUGGAACCGCUGCAGCAGCAGCCACCGCAGCAGCAGCCACCCAACCUAGCUCUUCUGGGAAUGGAUGCCAGAGAGAAGCAGGGACAGCAGAUAAGAGAAGACCAGUUCUUGUAUGCCCAGAAGCUGGUCACACAGACUCUUCUUUCUGCCACACCAGGGCGGCCUUCUGGCAGCCCUUCCCUGGGUCCCUUAGCCAGAGUUCCUCCGGCCACAGCAGUGACCCAAGUCUUUGAACGGAGCAACAUGAACUCAGAGCCUGAGGAAGAGGAGGGAGGCUUGGAAGAUGAGGAUGGGGAUGAUGACAUUGCAGAGGUGGCUGAGAAAGAGGCCCAGGCUGCUUCAAAAUAUUUUCAUGGGCAAAAACUGGCUCGCCAAGACCUCAGAGUGGCACCCAAAUCUGGUCUUCCAGCACCAGGGCUCCCACCACAUGGACAGCAAGCUCAAGAAGAUCAUAUUAAAGAUGCUGCCAAGGCCCCACCUUCAGUCUCUACUGCUGGGCGGCCAGGCUGGAAUCAGGAUGAGCAGCUCAAGCAGAAUGGUGGUUUGGUUUGGAGUGAUGAGGCAGAUGGAAGCCGAGGAAGAGAGAUCUCUCGAGAUUUUGCCAAGCUAUAUGAACUGGAUAGUGAUCCGGAAAGGAAAGAGUUCCUGGAUGACCUCUUCAUUUUUAUGCAGAAGAGGGGGACCCCCAUCAACCGAAUCCCUAUCAUGGCCAAGCAGAUCCUGGACCUGUAUAUGCUGUAUAAGCUGGUGACGGAAAAGGGGGGCCUGGUGGAGAUCAUCAACAAGAAGAUCUGGAGGGAGAUCACCAAAGGCCUGAACCUGCCCACGUCCAUCACCAGUGCUGCCUUCACCCUGAGGACCCAGUACAUGAAAUACCUCUAUGCUUACGAGUGUGAGAAGAAAGCCUUGAGCUCCCCAGCUGAGCUCCAGGCAGCCAUUGAUGGCAACCGGCGGGAGGGCCGGCGGCCCAGCUACAGCUCCUCCCUCUUUGGCUACUCACCCUCUGUGACUCCUGCUGCCACCAGAGCCCCUGCCCUUCUCUCCACACCCAAGGUCCGCUUCCCCAUCCUUGGGUUGGGCUCCAACAGUGGCACCAGUGCUAGCAACCCUCGGAUAUCCCCAGCAACUGCUCUCAGGAAAGGUGAUGGAGUCCCGGUGACAACAGUACCUGUGCCAAAUCGUCUGGCUGUGCCUGUGACCUUGGCAGGCCAGCAGGCCGGCACUCGCAUGGCCACAUUGGAGCAGCUGCGAGAACAGCUAGAGUCAGGAGAGCCCCCUGAGAAGAAGGCAUCCAAGCUGUCAGAGGAGGAGCAGCGCCUCGUGCAGCAGGCCUUCCAGCGCAACUUUUUCAGCAUGGCACGGCAGCUGCCCGUGAAGAUCCGGGUCAACGGCAGGGAAGACAGAUCAGAGGCCUCGGCUACAGCACUGAAUCUGACCACAGGUGGCAUCGGGAGCAUUAACAUGUCUGUGGACAUCGAUGGCACCACCUAUGCAGGUGUGCUGUUUGCCCAGAAGCCUGUGGUUCACCUCAUCGCAGGGUCUACUCCUCAGAGCACCAGCAGCAGCAGCAGCGGCAAUUCUCACUGCUCACCAAGUCCUACCUCAUCCCGGGGCACCCCCAGUGCAGAGCCCUCCACCAGCUGGUCUCUCUGAGGGGCAGGACCCAGCUUCCACUCCCCACUCUCCUGUCGAGAGUGAAGGAAGUUGAUGCACAAAAUUUACCUCAUCUCAUGGAUCCCACGUCAAAUACCAUUUGACCAGAUGUUGAGAGUUUGGACAUGUCCACCUAUCCAAGCUCCAUUCAGGUCCUGCUGUACUCUGGGGACAGGGAGAGGCUGGAGGGCAGGACAGGGCAGUGUUGUCCAAUCAGGGAUUGUCCUGGAGAAAUGGGUGGAGUCUGUGGGCAGCCAGCUUCCUGGGCAUUCCCAGGCCACCUCCCAUCCUGGGCACAGUGUACUGACAAUCUGUUAGCCGACACAGGGCAAGAGGCCCUCCAUAUCCCUUCCCCUUUAAUUUAUUUUCCUUCCCCUGCUUUCUGCCAUGACCCCAGGGUCACUGGUCUCUUCCCCUGCUCAGUGCCCCAAUCUAUAUAUAACCCUGUGGGUCUGCUAGGAGCCAAGAGCUUGC
Messenger RNA from Molossus molossus (Pallas's mastiff bat), 2265 nucleotides. RefSeq names its product AT-rich interaction domain 3B (gene ARID3B). Gene Ontology annotation, cellular component: nucleus. Gene Ontology annotation, biological process: regulation of transcription by RNA polymerase II. Bases 19 to 1791 code for a protein of 590 amino acids. NCBI's taxonomy places the organism in Eukaryota, Metazoa, Chordata, Mammalia, Chiroptera, Molossidae. The record is from RefSeq and is a predicted model, not a curated record. Gene Ontology annotation, molecular function: DNA binding. The transcript has 9 exons.